Molecule: messenger RNA, 594 nt
Organism: Adineta ricciae
Lineage: Eukaryota; Metazoa; Rotifera; Eurotatoria; Adinetida; Adinetidae
Source: the annotation of a GenBank genome assembly
AUGUCAAGUAACGACGCAACUACAGAAGAAUCAAGUGCACAUGAUGUAGAAGAUGCAUCAUCUCUAUGUCGAUCAAGUGGCACUUCACCUGAAGAUGAACUACCAAUGUCACACCCGCAAUAUACAUCUUCAAUCACUACAACAAGUUCCUGUAUCAUAACUUCACAAUUAUCGACUUCAUUUCGAACGGACGAUGCAUCGAAUGAUGUUAGAUUACCAAAACUGUGCCGGAAUGAUCGACCUGGGACCUUAUCCAUUACGUUUGGAUAUAGAUUAUCUUUACCAAAUUGUGACAAAUUAGCGUUUAAUGAUCCAAUGGAUGUCAUCGACCAUUUCAUUCAAAAUCGUUUAAAGCAUGGUUUAGAUAUGGGUAUUAAUGAAGAAUGUUUAAUACAUUUAACCAAAGUUGGCAAGACUUUUUCCAAUGAAGAAUCUUUCGAACAUUAUGUUUAUGAUUAUAUUGAAGUUCAAUUCCCAGGUCAACACAUCCGAUGCUGGAUUCGACCAUCCGACAAAAUCCGAUCGGAUUCCUGGAAACGGAAUUGGAUUGGAAUCCGACUGGAAAAAUUCCGUCGUUUAUUGCAAGUUUUAUGA